UAUCCUGCUAUACGAUCACAUGGCAACCCUCCCAGAAGAAAUCAUGUUUAUCUGGCGUCGUCCAAAAUCAAUGUCUGCAGUGUUAUUUCUCGUCAAUCGCUAUGUCGCCGUGCUCGGUAAUAUCUUUGUCCUAAUGAGUGCUUUCCUACCCGUUUCAACUGAGGUUUUACAAUGCUGUAUAUGUAUUCGACUGACAGGCUCACUGUAUCUCUACAGAGGUUUCAAGUUUACUUCUUCAAUAUCUACUAUUUUGCUCAUCAAGGACUUAGCUGUUGGAAAUAUGUGAUGGUCAUACACGUGUUACGUGUUUUCCAACAAAUCUUCAUUUGCCUCACAUUGACUCUUCGCACUUAUGCUC
Suillus plorans is the source of this 358-nucleotide messenger RNA. RefSeq lists its product as uncharacterized. The annotation marks the transcript as partial. The record is from RefSeq and is a predicted model, not a curated record. The transcript has 2 exons. NCBI's taxonomy places the organism in Eukaryota, Fungi, Basidiomycota, Agaricomycetes, Boletales, Suillaceae.